CCGUCAUGUAUCCGUGCGAGUAUUAUCAUACCUCGUUCUAUUGACAUAGCUAAUUGAGGAUUCUAAAGAAGCAAUAUAUUUUUUAUUUUAUUAUUAUCAUGAUAUACAAGUUUUGAACUCAUCUAUAGAUUGUUUUCUUGGUCGGACCACCAAUACAGUUCGAUUUUAUAAACAACGAUUUUGUUAAUAAUUUAAAAUCACAAAUUUCAUAGAUGAUUAUUUUGGUAACCGGUAUUUAAUCAAGAGGUGGGUUUACACAAAAUAUAAUUAGGCCCAACGCCCGAGUACCAUAAUCUGAGCCCAGACCAGAUAAAUAAUUAGAAGCUGAAGCUCAAUUAUAGACGAGCCCGUGUUGAUCAUUAGCUCAUUAGCCAUUCAGUACUCAAAAACCCCUCCCAAACCCAUAACCCCCAGUUCUCCUGGAUUCAGCCAUUGCUGUCGUCUUGUUCAUCCAAGAGGAAUUGCGGGAGAGAGUUCGGAAAAUGGCUCUGUUGCGAGCAAUAUUGCAGACAAGAACUCUGCAAGCGAAUCCGGCACCUGGGUUCUCCAGAUUCUACUCUCAGUCCUCCCCUUAUCUCGUGAAAGUGGGGAUUCCGGAGUUCUUGAAUGGAAUAGGGAAAGGUGUUGAGAACCAUGCGGCCAAGCUUGAAAAUGAGAUCGGAGACUUUCAGAAACUCCUCGUUACUAGGACAUUGAAGCUUAAGAAGCUUGGAAUCCCUUGUCAACAUAGGAAGCUGAUAUUGAACUUCGCCCAAAAGUAUAGGCUCGGACUCUGGCGACCCAGAGCAGAACCUAUGAAAGCGAAAUGAACCUCUGAAGCACGAUAUCUCGAGCAGUAGCAACGUUUGCUUGUUCGUUGUUGGCUGACCGAAGAGAGAUCUUAGUAUAUUGAUCUGUAUGAGCUGUCAGAUUUCUCAGUUAUUGUCCUACCUCAUGGUUUGUAUUACUUGGCAAUGUAGUGAAGGAUGCAGAACUGAAGUGUGGCAAAACAUUGUUAUUACACAUGAGAGAAAGAUCACUUGACAAAAACAUUCCAUAGUUUAUAUGAUCUUUCUUAAGCACCUGCAUUUCUUCUGUUUUAUAGCUUGUUAUAUGGAUGUACCGUUAUCAAUUGAACUUGCAAUUAUCACACUAUUUCAUUCGAGUGAUGUUUCGAGAUGGGAUCACAAAAGUCAUGCUCUGAGUAUUAAUUUGUUUGAUGUCGGGUUCAACUGUUAAAAGCAAUCACCAAUCAGUCGGUACAAUGACAUGUACAACGGGAACAUUAGUUUGCUUGGGAGGCAGUCUAAGUGUUUCUCUCUAAGUUGUCGCUUGCUUGCGAGACAAGCCGUCCAAGACUGGGCCUUUUUCCACUCCAAUAAGCUCCAAUUGUAACUCUGAAAGUUCACUCCAUACUGCAGGUAAGGCUGCUGAGGAAGAUCGAGCCACAUGUAUCCUUGUGAAAUCCGAUGAGCCAGUUUCGGUAAAAAAAAAUAAUUGUGCUUGGACAGGCCUGGAAAUGAAGUUCUUAUCUGGAGCGUAGGCCUGUAACAGAAACCCUUAAGAUCAUCAGCAGGAGGCUUUGAAACAUUUGAUAACAUAAGCUCUAACGGAUAAAGUGUGCAAGCAAUG
This is a messenger RNA of Linum trigynum, 1611 nucleotides long. The record is from the annotation of a GenBank genome assembly. Lineage: Eukaryota; Viridiplantae; Streptophyta; Magnoliopsida; Malpighiales; Linaceae.